Messenger RNA from Amblyraja radiata (thorny skate), 1679 nucleotides. Its product is annotated as putative sodium-coupled neutral amino acid transporter 10. Gene Ontology annotation, cellular component: membrane. Gene Ontology annotation, molecular function: L-amino acid transmembrane transporter activity. The record is from RefSeq and is a predicted model, not a curated record. Bases 149 to 1441 code for a protein of 430 amino acids. Gene Ontology annotation, biological process: amino acid transmembrane transport. NCBI's taxonomy places the organism in Eukaryota, Metazoa, Chordata, Chondrichthyes, Rajiformes, Rajidae. The transcript has 12 exons.
GCGAGCAGGAAAUAAUAUUACACCAUGAGCUGCAUAGUACUAUGUCAGGCAGGGCAUGUAGUCGGUGCAACUGAGGUUCUACUGGGUAGCCCAAAGCUUUGCACACUACAGUAUCUCGACUUGCCUCCGUUUAAAGAAUCGCCUGGGAAUGCAGCUGAAGGAACUGAGUUCAACCAUCACUGUGGUGAACAGCAUCAUUGGAGUAUCUGUGCUGACUCUACCAUUCUGCUAUCAACAAUGUGGGGUGGUGCUGGGUUCCUUGCUGCUGCUAAGCUGCUCCUGGAUGGCCUACCGUUCCAGCAUGAUGCUCAUUGAAGCCGCCCUCUCCGCCAAUCGCAAAACCUACUUUGGUCUGGCUCAAGUAUCCUUUGGAGUGCCAGGAAAAAUAUUCAUUGAAAUAUGUAUGAUCGGGUUGCUGCUCGGAACAUGCAUCGCCUUCUUUGCGGCCUUGGAAGAUCUGGUAGCCAGCCUCUUCAUGAAGUUGACUGGAUCCUCGAUAUUGCCCUGGCAACACGCCCUGCUACUCUGCACCAUCACCUCUGUAUCGGUCUUGCCCCUCAGCCUGCAGAAGAUGGUGUCAAACUCAGCCUGGCAAUCACUCACCACCAUCAUCUUUUACAUCCUUUUAAUGUUUGUGCUGGUGGUGAACUGCCUGAGGUUGGCGCUGUCUGGCGGGCUGACUUGGGACGAGGUCCACUUGUGGCACUGGUCUGGGGUCACCAAGUGUCUGCCGAUCCUCGCUACCUCAUUCUGUGGUCACCCACUCGUGCUUCCGAUAUACUUCAAUUUCCGAGGAAAGUCAGUGGAGCAGAUGAACGGAGCAUUCAAGUACGCAAACAUCAUUGUGGUUACGUUUUAUGCCAUGGUGGGAUUAAGCGGCUACCUGGCAUACACCGGGUCUGUCAAAGGGGACAUCCUUGCUGCUCUCCCGCCCAGCCUGGUGACGGAUGGGAUACGGAUCAUAUUCCUGGUGUCCCUCACCUCCAGCUUCCCUCUCAUCAUUCUGCCCUGCCGCCAGGCCAUCAACACGCUCCUCUUCGAACAGCAGAAGGAAGAUGGCACUUUCUCAGUGAGCGGUGACAUGCCCUUCCAUCGACAUGUAACGUGCACAGUGAUGAUAGUGUUCAGCACCAUGGUGAUGGGUGUCCUGGUGCCCGAUGUGCAGACGGUCUUAGCUGUAAUGGGCUCCACAAUGGCCAGCGUCAUCUGUUUCAUUUCUCCGUCUGCAAUUUCUGAGAAACUACGCAGAGGAACCCUCAGAGGACGAGUAAUUUUAGGAAUGGGAGUAAUUCUCCUCCUUAUCCGGGCGUCCAGCAUCUCCAACUUAACUGCGAUGGAAUUGCUGCAACAACCAAUACGAAAAUCCAUCGUGCCCAUAGAAAAGGUGAACGUACACCUGGCCAACACGACCAAGGGCCACCCCUAUAAUACAGGAAAUUAAGUGACGGAACUGACCCCUUCAAGUGAACUGGCGAAUGUGAGCAAGACUUCAGUGGAGGAGUUGAACGAGAGAAUUGCAGUGUGAGAAAUUGCCCAUCUCCUCCACACCGGUCACUCCUUCUCGUGAGGUGACGGAGACCGGGAGCGGGGCCGUACAUCGCCCGGCGCGGCCUAAAAUGGCCGUGGGACUCGCCAUCGCCCGCCUGGGGCUUCGACAUCGGGAGAGAAAUGGAGAACAG